This is a messenger RNA of Xenia sp. Carnegie-2017, 1793 nucleotides long. Its product is annotated as 26S proteasome regulatory subunit 7. Gene Ontology annotation, cellular component: proteasome regulatory particle, base subcomplex. The transcript is spliced from 13 exons. The record is from RefSeq and is a predicted model, not a curated record. Gene Ontology annotation, biological process: proteasome-mediated ubiquitin-dependent protein catabolic process. The coding region runs from base 153 to 1457 and encodes 434 amino acids. Lineage: Eukaryota; Metazoa; Cnidaria; Anthozoa; Malacalcyonacea; Xeniidae. Gene Ontology annotation, molecular function: ATP binding; ATP hydrolysis activity; proteasome-activating activity.
UCACUGCCUGACUUUUCGGGCUCCGCGAAAACGAGGCACCUCUAGGGUUGUGCUAACCGCGAGGAGACUGGCACUAUAAUUAUAAUAUUUUUCAUACAACAAAAAGUAAUCACUGAAUUUCUUGUGGUAAACAUUCAAUUUUUCAGACGAUCAUGCCCGAUUAUUUAGGAAAAGAUCAAAGAAAGGUAAAAGGAAAUGAAGAUAAAGAGGAAAAACCGUUUCAAGCUCUUGAUGAAGGUGAUAUACAAUUGUUAAAAACAUAUGGAGCUGGAUCAUACAGCAAAGCUAUUAAAAAAGUUGAAGAAGAUAUCAAAAACUCGUUGAAAAAAGUCAAUGAGUUGACAGGUAUUAAAGAAUCUGACACCGGCUUAGCUCCUCCAGCUCUAUGGGAUUUAGCAGCAGAUAAACAGGCUUUGCACAGUGAACAACCACUUCAAGUUGCUAGGUGUACAAAGAUCAUAAAUGCAGACACAGAUGAUGCAAAAUACAUUAUCAAUGUCAAGCAAUUUGCUAAGUUUGUUGUUGAUUUAGGAGAUCAAGUUGCCCCGACAGAUAUUGAAGAAGGAAUGCGUGUUGGAGUUGAUCGUAACAAAUAUCAAAUUCAUAUUCCUCUUCCACCAAAAAUAGAUCCCACUGUCACAAUGAUGCAGGUUGAAGAAAAACCCGAUGUGACAUAUUCUGAUGUUGGUGGAUGCAAGGAACAGAUUGAGAAAUUACGAGAAGUUGUUGAAACACCUAUGUUACAUCCAGAGCGAUUUGUAAACCUUGGCAUUGAGCCCCCUAAGGGUGUGCUGCUGUUUGGACCACCUGGCACUGGUAAAACUCUCUGUGCACGCGCUGUUGCCAACAGAACUGAUGCUUGUUUUAUCCGAGUCAUUGGUUCUGAACUUGUUCAGAAGUAUGUUGGUGAGGGAGCAAGAAUGGUUAGAGAACUGUUUGAAAUGGCGCGAACUAAGAAAGCUUGUAUAAUAUUUUUUGACGAAAUUGAUGCCAUUGGAGGGGCUAGAUUUGACGAUGGUGCUGGUGGGGAUAACGAAGUUCAAAGAACUAUGUUAGAACUUAUUAAUCAACUGGAUGGAUUUGAUCCAAGAGGAAAUAUCAAAGUAUUAAUGGCUACAAACAGACCUGAUACCCUUGAUCCGGCUCUGAUGAGGCCUGGUCGUCUCGAUCGUCGAGUUGAGUUCAGUCUUCCAGAUUUGGAAGGCCGCGCAAGUAUCUUUAAAAUUCACGCAAGAUCCAUGAGUGUAGAACGCGACAUACGUUUUGAGCUGCUUGCAAGACUUUGCCCUAACAGCACAGGUGCUGAAAUCCGAAGUGUAUGUACUGAAGCUGGAAUGUUUGCUAUUCGUGCUAGGAGAAAGGUUGCUGGCGAAAAAGAUUUCCUCGAAGCUGUUAACAAAGUCAUCAAGGCAUACGCGAAAUUUAGUGCAACUCCUCGUUAUAUGACUUAUAAUUAAGAACGCUUAUCCUCUGAUUUUUUGCUUUUUGAAAUCUUUGUGUAAAAUAAGGAAACUAUUUUAAAAAUUUAAAUUAAAAUGUUAUGAAUUUUGUGGAAAGUCACCUGAUGCAACUAUUAAAGUUGUUAGAAUUGAUGGUAUGAAUUAAAACCUCGAUAUUGCUGACUAGAACUGAGAUGUUUUCUGUGUAUACCAAAGCAUUGAGUGAACUGUAAAAUGGAUGUCAGGACAUGGCUUUCCAGAUUGAUAUAACUAUUUUAGUAUUAUUGAUUUAUCGUUCAUAAAUGGUUUGAUUGUUUUUCUUUCAAAUAUUAAUAAGAAUGUAUUUUUGAUUUA